CAUCAAUAUGUUUUCGUAGCAACAUUUUCUUUGAUAACAGUAUUGAAACUUACAAAUUGUAAACUGAGUUAAUGAUUACAAUUUAGUUUAAUUUGUAUUUAAAUGCAAUUAAAUGGAUUGAAUGUGUAUCGAUUCAAUAAUGCUACGCCUGGGGGAUGAUUUGUAUACAUAUAACCUGAUACAGAUAAAUAACUAAACAUUUAAUGUGAUGAGAUGAGUAUAAUUUAUAGGUUUUGUCAUUUCCAAAUAUAUUCAAAAUGGUAUCAACAGCAAAACUAGCAUCGCUUGGGAUUUUAUUCAUCAUAUCUUGCUUAAGUGGACUGGUACUACCUUUUAUCAUUCUUCGAGGACUUGCACGGAAUUGUCAAAGCUCGAAAUCCUUUAAAACAGUGUUAGGAGUAUUAAACUGCUUUUCUGGUGGAGUUUUCAUAUCGACAUCAUUGUUGACUCUGCUUCCAGAGGGUAGAGAAACUGUUGAAAAGGCAUAUAAUGUGAUGGGACAUAACCUUAUGUAUCCCGUUACAGAGCUUUUGUUGGGAUUUGGAUUUCUGAUAAUCCUACUCAUUGAAAGUGUGACGAUUUCGUGUUACAAGAAACAUAAGAAAAUACCUAAAGGUUCCGAACCCCGUCCGGAUAUAGAACGAGUGAGUGAAAGUCAAACCAGAACUGAUACAACUGACACCACACAUGAAUGUAAUGAUUAUUGUGCUUCUUACCAGAAUGGUCAUGUAACAGUCAUUCCUAGGGUUCAAGGAGCAGACGAACAACAGGACAUAACCCCAACAUCGCCGAGAACAGAAAUUAAAAAUGACUCACAACUCCCAGACCACUGUCUCUCUGAAGAUAUCUAUGGCGAAGGAAUGUCAAACUUACACAGCAUUGUUCUUCUGAUGGCUUUGUCAAUUCAUAUGAUAUUUGAUGGUCUUAGUUUAGGAUUAUUGCCAGACGAGAACGAGGUCUGGUCUCUCCUUAUGGCACUUGGAAUUCACAAGAUACUUAUAUUUUUCAGUACUGGUAUAACAAUAUGUGAAAGUACAACGACAAUAAAAUUUAUCAUCGCUAUGCUAUAUAUGUCACUCGUGUCGCCUUUAGGCGUUGGACUGGGAAUUUUAUUAACAUCACAGUCGGCCAAUGUUUCGUUAACAAUUAUUUCUGCCUUUUUACAAGCAGUAGCUGUUGGAACGUUUGUUUAUGUUGCAUUCUUUGAAAUUUUGCUUAAGGAAUUUACAGCUGGUGAAAACAUGAGAAUUGCAAAAGCAAUAUCUACCGUCUUUGGCUAUUGUAUAUUUGCAGGAAUAAAGUUCAUUAUGCCGGAAUAGUAUGUCAUUCUGAAU
This is a messenger RNA of Ruditapes philippinarum (Manila clam), 1334 nucleotides long. RefSeq names its product zinc transporter ZIP1-like. The record is from RefSeq and is a predicted model, not a curated record. The coding region runs from base 258 to 1319 and encodes 353 amino acids. The transcript has a single exon. Gene Ontology annotation, cellular component: plasma membrane. Gene Ontology annotation, molecular function: zinc ion transmembrane transporter activity. Gene Ontology annotation, biological process: zinc ion transmembrane transport. NCBI's taxonomy places the organism in Eukaryota, Metazoa, Mollusca, Bivalvia, Venerida, Veneridae.